UGAAACUCAUGUUUUGUCAAACAAUAUAUCGUGAAAUAUCAAACAGGUUUGUUUUACAUAUUAACUUACGGGUCAUUUGUAUUUCAGCCGACUCAAUGCUUGCAAUAUUUAGAACGGCUAGGCAAGUUUUGAUAAAUUUUUAAGUCACAGAAAUAUGGAAUAUGACAUAAAUCGAGAAUCUAUGUCGGUUAUGAGGAAAACAAGGAAACGAAAAAAUAUUCAGAAUGGUGGCACGUCUGAAGCGACUGCACUAAAACGUUCAAAAGUGGAACAAAGAAUAUACAAAAGUCGAGAGAAUACAGAACCGUCCAUGAAGGUAAUAUCACCGAGAAAGAAAACCACGACACAUAAAAAAAUUGACUGUGGAGCAGAGACAGCGACGAACAUUAAACUGUCAAUUGCUGUAACCUCACCGAGAAAGAAAACCAUGAAAUAUAAAAAAGAUGAAUGUGGAACAGAGACAGAUACAAUGGAUGUGCAAAGCGUUUUACCGUCAUGCAGCAUUUUCAAUCAACCUUUCUCAGAAGCAUCUAUGACAGAAACCUUAGCCAGACAGAAAACCCUGGAACUUGAAAAAGGUGAAACUCGAACAGAAGCAGAUAAUAAAGAUUUGUUCGGAGAGGAGAGGAAAGAAUGCAAACAUUUAGAUGGGGAAUCCCAUAUUGGUUCUGAUAGCCCACAGAUAAGCUUAGCGAGUAUAAAAGAACAUCAACUUGAGACAGAAAAUGAAACAAAAGACGACUAUUCCUAUUGGAAUGAUUGCAUACAAAGCAAAGAUGCGGAGCAAAUUCGACAUUUGCUUCGAAAAGGCAGCCUUCCAAAUCGAAAAAUGUUGCAAUAUGCUUAUAACGUAUUCAGGAAGAAAAAUAUAGGAUUAUUGAAAGAGAUAUGUCUAAAAAUAGAAGAACAUAUAACAAGCAAAGAUGAAAAUAUUGUCAGUAUAAAUGCUUGUCACAAGGCCGAUAGAGAAGAACAGAUCGUAUUUGUCGUUCUCACUAAAGGUAAGGACCAUUUGUUAAACACUGAAUACCCUUUCCUGUUGAUUCGACGUGACGAUUACGAUGGGGAUAAAGUAAUUGAUCGGGAACUUCAAGAAGAACUCUCAUUUGAUGGUGACGAAUAUUUAGAGUUAACUGACUGUCUGCGAAAGAAUUCUCCUGAUUUGAUGGAAAAGCACAGCAAUCUAGCACAUACGUCUAUCAGUCAUUUUAAAUCAAGCAAAGAUGGGCUAAACAAAACAUCAUGCGUAGUAUUCUACGUGUUUGCGAAAGGAUAUAUUCCUAUUGGUGAAGAACUUUUGCCCUUAUAUUUGAAAUCACAAGCAAAGUUGUUUCCAACAGACGUCAGAGAGGGUCAGUUUGCAGUUGCCAGUGGUGGGCCUGACGAAAUGCACACGGACUUGAAGAUAGGAUGUCGGAUUGAAUCUUAUACAUCACCUGAUGGAGGAACAAUAGGAGCAUUUAUCAAACAUCCAGAACAUGGUCUGUGUGCGAUAACAUGUUCACAUGUUCUGUUAGAUAUUGACAGAUUUCAAAAGCUUUAUGCCAGACAAAUAACAAUGGAUGCGGUGACUGGAGAACAGUGCUUCCAGGCAAAACAACCCGACAUAUGCGGAAAUAUUGUCGAUGUGAAAUUAUUCGGUACAAACGAAAGGAAUUAUGGCAUGGAUAUUGCAUUUGUCAAAGUUGAUGAGAAUCGUAAACCGAAGACGAAUAAUUUUCCAGAUAUUCUUCGAAAAGACUUGACAGAAAUACCAACUAAAUAUUUACAAUACUUAGAGAAUCUUUUAUCGACAUUCCAAUACAAAUCCACUGCUGUCAAGCAACGCUCCGAUGUUGCGAUCAGAGAUAGACUUGUAGUUAAAUACGGCUUCAAGACAAAACUUACUUUAGGGAAAUGUGCUAUUGCCGGAGUUUCUGCUAGACUAGAAUUCGACGCCCACGGCUUUACCAAUCAAACAAUACCAAGACCAGUUUCGAAGCGAGGCAAAUUUGUCAUAGCGGAUCAGAUAGAAAUACGGGACAUUGGUGUGGACUUCUCUGCACCAGGUGAUUCUGGGGCGAUGGUGUUCAUCAAAGAUGAAAAAACUGAGCUCUCUGCCCUUGGUAUCCUUACUGGUCGUAAUGAUAAAGCUAAAAUAACUUACAUAACUCCUAUCUGGAACAUUUUAGAGGAGAUUGAAAUGCCGUUGCCAUACUCUCUUGCUAUAAACAAUCCAGUGAGUGAGGUUCUUGAUCGCCUUGAAGGUUCGGUCGAUGAUCUCAAGAAGCAUUUAAACGCCUAAGGCACAAAGAAGAAAGCAAAGACGUCAAUGUUUUACAGCUCGUCACACAGUCUGUUUUUAGCCUGAGCAAUGCUCAGGUGAGUUCUUGUGAUCGCUCGUUGUCCGGUGUCUUUCGUCUGUCUGUCUGUCAACAUUUAGCUUGUGUAUGCGAUAGAGGCUGUAUUUUACAACUGAUCUUCAUGAAACUUUGUCAGAACAAUAACCUUGAUGAAUUCUAGGCCAAGUUUGAAAAUUGGUUAUCUGGGAUUAAAAACUAGUCACCAGGUCAAAUCAAAGAAAACCCUUGUGUUUGCGAUAGAGGCUAUAUUUGUUAAGAGAUUUUCGUGAAUUUUGGUCAGAAUGAUUAUCUUGAUAAAAUCUAGGUCAAGUUUGAAAAUGGGUUAUCUAGAGUCGAAAACUAGGUCACUAGGUCAAAUUAAAAAAAAACAUUGUGUAUGCGAUAGAGGCUGUAUUUUUCAAUUGAUCUUCAAGAAUUUUUGUCUUGAAUGAUUACCUUGAUAAAUUCUAGGUAAGUUCUCAAUAUGAGUUAUCUUGGGUCAAAUAUUAGGUAACUAGGUCAAAUAAAAUAAAAACAUUAUUUAUGCAAUAGGGGCUGCAAUUUGCACUGGAUCUUCAUGAAAUUUGAUCAUAAUGUUUGUCUUGAUGAUAUCUAGGUCAAAUUUGAAUAUGACUUAUCUAGGAUAAAAAACUAGGUCACCCGGUCAAAUCAAAGAAAAACCUUGUGUACGCAUUAGGGGCUACAUUUUAUAAUGGAUAUUCAUAAAAUUUAGUUAGAAUAAUUGCCUUGAUGAAAUCUAUGUCAAGUUAGAAUAUGGGUAAUCUGUGGUCAAAACCUAGAUCACUAGGUCAAAUCAAAGAAAAACCUUGUGUAUGCGAUAGAGAUUGUAUUUUUCAAUUGAUCUACAUGAAAUGUGGUCAGAAUGAAUUCAUUGAUAUGUUAAGGUCAGGUUUGAAUAUGGGUCAUCUUGGGUCAAAAGGGUUGCUAGGACAAUUCAAAGAAAAUCGUUUUUAAUUUGAUAGAGGCUGUUAUUAUCAAUUGAGUUUCAUGAAAUUUGGUUAGAAUGAUUGCCUUGAUAAAAUCUAGGUCAAAUUUAAAUGAAGGUCAUCUUGGCUUAAAAACUAGGUCACUAGGUCAAAUUGAAGAAAAUACUUGUUUACACUUAAGAGACCACAUUUUUGAUCCAAUCCUAAUGAAAAUUGGUCAAAAUAUUUGUUUCCAUAAAAUCACCAGGUAAAACAUGUUUUCACUGUUAUGGUGUAUUUGUCAAGUGAGCGACCAAGGGCCGUCUUGGCCCUCUUGUUAAGAAAACAACGUUAGAGUUCUUGACGGUACAAGUAUAGUAGGCAGCAACAUCUUCCACAGUGUCACUUACUGUUUUGCCUGCAUGUUUUUCGUUUGAUGCUGAAUAUAUUUAAUACCAUCACGUUUUUCAUUUGAUGCUGAAUAUAUUUUAUACCAUCACGUUUUUCCUUUGAUGCUGAAUAUGUUUUAUACCAUCACGUUUUUCCUUUGAUGCUGAAUAUGUUUUAUACCAUCACGUUUUUCCUUUGAUGCUGAAUAUAUUUUAUACCAUCACGUUUUUCCUUUGAUACUGAAUAUAUUUUAUACCAUCCAGUUUUUCCUUUGAUGCUGAAUAUAUUUUAUACCAUCACGUUUUUCCUUUGAUGCUUUAUACCAUCACGUUUUUCCUUUCAUGCUUUAUACCAUCACGUUUUUCCUUUCAUGCUGAAUAUAUUUUAUACCAUCACGUUUUUCCUUUGACGCUGAUUAUAUUCUACACCAUCACGUUUUUCCUUUGAUGCUUUAUACCAUCACGUUUUUCCUUUGAUGCUGAAUAUAUUUUAUACCAUCACGUUUUUUCCUUUGAUGCUGAAUAUAUUUUAUACCAUCACGUUUUUCCUUUGAUGCUGAAUAUAUUUUAUACCAUCACGUUUUUCCUUUGAUGCUGAAUAUAUUUUAUACCAUGACG
Mercenaria mercenaria is the source of this 4254-nucleotide messenger RNA. RefSeq lists its product as uncharacterized. The record is from RefSeq and is a predicted model, not a curated record. The coding region runs from base 155 to 2284 and encodes 709 amino acids. NCBI's taxonomy places the organism in Eukaryota, Metazoa, Mollusca, Bivalvia, Venerida, Veneridae. The transcript has 8 exons.